AUGGGCUCUUUGCAAAAAAACGAGAACAGAGCGUACCUAAUGGCGGGUGCAACUUCCGGUUUAAUUUCUUGCUUUCUCCUGCAACCCUUUGAUCUUGUUAAGACGCGUUUACAGCAAGAAAGACAACGACAAAACAGACUUUUAAGAGGUCAGAAAGCAAUACCACUGAAUAGCACACUUAUUCACACUGUCAGAGAAAUUAUUAUUAAAGAAUCGAUUUUUGGAUUAUGGCGAGGCACUAUUCCAACAAUUAUGCGUAAUGUUCCCGGUACCGCACUAUAUUAUUCCGCUUUGUCACAGAUUCGUAAUCUUUUUUCAUUAAGACACCAAAUUAGUUCAUCGAGCUCUGUAUCACAAAGAUCGAUCACCGGUUCUUCUUUGCCUGUAUUAUCAGAUAAAGAAAAUUUAAUUUCUGGCAUGGUAGCUAGGGGGUCCGUUGGAUUCGUGAUGAUGCCCGUUACUGUUGUUAAAGUCAGGUAUGAGAGCAAUUUCUAUAACUACAAAAGUAUGUGGGAUGCCUUAUCAUCUAUAGUUAGGACUGAUGGUGUCAAAGGCCUGUUUUACGGAUAUGGCGCUACUGUCACCAAGGACGCGCCUGCUGCAGGCUUAAAUGUUUUGUUUUAUGAACGUUUCAAACUCACAUUGCAAGAUUAUUCACCCUCAUUAUCACCAACAGUUACCCACAUGAUUUCAGGUACUUUUUCGGGAUCCUUGGCAGCUUUGAUAACACAUCCUUUUGAUAUGCUUAAGACACGAAUCCAGUUAAAACCUUAUGAGUAUUCAAAUAUGUUUCGUGGAGCAAGGAAAGUUUUAAAGGAAGAAGGUUUUCUAAGAUUUUUUGAUGGACUUACCCUUCGCCUUGGAAGGAAAUCGAUGCAAAAUGCAAUUGGUUGGACAUUAUUUGAAGAGCUCGUAACGUGGUUUCAGAAAAAUGGGAUUUAA
This is a messenger RNA of Cetraspora pellucida, 942 nucleotides long. The record is from the annotation of a GenBank genome assembly. Lineage: Eukaryota; Fungi; Glomeromycota; Glomeromycetes; Diversisporales; Gigasporaceae.